UAUAGCAUCCGCGCCUUCUCUCUUAAAAAAAAUGGCGGACGCCUUGAGUUUUGUAUUUCAAGCUUUGUAUUUUAUUGAAUACUCGAGAGCAAUAGCUACCCUUGUAUUUUAAGGAACUCGUUCAUGAGAUAGAGCAUUGAAUUUUCGUCCCUGGCGUAUUUUCAAGUAUCGUUUAGCAAGAUUUAAGGUAUGGGCUACGGCGUCAAGUUGGUUUUUCUGUUCACGUGUCUAUCUGCACUAUUUGUAGCGAGUGUGCUUCUGUUCGCGCGAGGAUUUCUUCUGAAACGGAUCGUUAUUGACGAAAAAACAUCCUGCGAGGCUUCAUUCAAUGGGAGCCUGACGAAUUGGGACCAUUUCACGACCGAAAGAGACCCGAACCAGAUGUCCCCUCCUCCUCAUGGUUGUUGGGUCCGGGCACGGUACAAGAAAGCUGUCAUUCUAGUCAUUGACGCGCUUCGAUAUGACUUUGUUCAUUUUGAGGAUAACGUCGAAGAAAACAAGACACUGUCUUAUCAGAAUAAGCUAACCUCUAUUCACAAGGUCUUAAAGAGUGAACCAAACAGGGCAUGGCUCUACAGGUUUAAAGCUGACCCACCUACUACUACAAUGCAAAGGUUAAAAGGGUUAACGACUGGAAGCCUCCCAACUUUUGUAGAUGCAGGAAGCAACUUUGCCACUUAUGACAUUAAAGAGGACAACAUUAUCAGAAAACUAGUAGAACACGGUAAAAAGAUUACAUUCAUGGGUGAUGACACUUGGACAGACUUAUUUCCUGAUGCAUUCCACAAGUCUUACCCAUUUCCUUCAUUUAAUGUGAAAGAUCUUCAUACUGUGGAUAAUGGAGUAAUAAAACAUCUUAUUCCUGAGCUACGGCAAAAGGAUUGGGAUGUUUUGAUUGGUCAUUUCCUUGGUGUUGAUCACUGCGGUCAUCGAUAUGGUCCUUAUCAUGCGGCGAUGGCAGACAAGCUGAGGCAGAUGGAUAAAGUUAUUAGGUCUGUUAUGGAAGAACUGGACGAUGAAAGUGUGUUGUUUGUGCUUGGUGACCAUGGCAUGACAAGGACAGGGGAUCAUGGAGGUGACAGUGAUGAUGAACUAGAUGCCGCUUUAUUUGUAUAUUCCAAGAAACCUCUUGAUAUAGCUCAUGACCUGAAGGAAGAAAACACCAUCGCUCAGGUAGACCUUGUACCCACCCUAUCCCUGAUGCUUGGGAUACCUGUGCCAUUCGGAAACCUUGGAAAAGUAAUAGCAGACCUUUUCACACAGGUUGAUAGGCAUGUAACCAUGCCAACAGAUAUGCCUGUUAAUAGUCGUCAAGUGUGGUCAACACAAAUUAAGAGGCUGGAAGUGCUUUAUGCGAAUUCUCUCCAAGUAAAUCAAUAUUUAGUGAAGUAUGAACAAGUUUCUGGAGAGAUUCCCCAAGAUAAACUUGCAUUUCUGAAACAGCAGUUCUUUGAUGCCCAGAACAGCUACCUUAAGCUUGUGGAGGCUUUCAAAGCCCAAGAUACGAAUUAUUGGAGAAACUUCAACCCUGAAGUUCUCUCAGAAUUGGAGACGAAACAUGUAGAGUAUUUAACGGGAGUGAGGAAACUUUGUGAGAGUCUGUGGGCAAAGUUUGACUUAGUGUCAAUUAGUGUUGGAGUAGUAGCCCAAGUCUUGUCUCUUUAUCUUAUAUGGAACACAUUGCAGAAUCCUGGCAUCUUGCGAAGACACAUAGACUUGUUGUUAGGAGCUGCACCAAUUCUUGUCACACUCGGUACAAGUGCUUUUCUGUUUUUACCUUUGUCCUCCAAAGACAUUGUGGUUGUAGCUUUAGGUGGAGCUUUGUUCAUUCUUUUAUCAGCUGCCGUACUUAAAGCUGCAAAAUCCACUCAGAAACUAUUUGUGGGGACAAGCCUAAGAGAUCUGAUGGGGAUUAUGGUAUUUCUUGCCUUUGUUGCUGGAGUAUUUUCAAACAGUUAUAUUGUCUAUGAAGACUCUGGGCUGACAUUUCUGACUUCCUCAAUGGUCGCAUUCAAUGUGAUAUUUUCUAUCGCUCAGCCUAAAGCAUUUGUUUCAAAGCCAGUUCCUAAGUCUGCAACAAAUGGAACUCUCAAGAAACACAAGAAAGACACAAAGAAAUUCAAUGUGAUCCAAUUUUUAACCACAAACUCAUUUAUCAUUCUUGCUGCUGCACUUUUGUUUGUAUGUUGUGGCAGGAUGAAUGCAGUAUUCAGAGCUUGCAGAGAGGAACAAAAGAACUGCCAGCCCUCAACAUUUUUGCAGCCCAUGGGUGCCUUGGUAGGCACAGGGGUGAACCUCAAUGAGAGAUUCAUCCUCUCUUCGCUCUGCCUUGCCAUUAUACCGCUCUCAAUACACCUGUGGUUACGUUACCAAGGCAACUUGAAUGGGACCUCCCCUGCAGUUCUGUGUAUCAAGCUUGCCAUUCCCUUAGCUGCUGUUAUUAUAGGCGUGCACUGGGUGUUACAAAUAAUUCCUGCUGCCACCAGUGACAUGUUUCCUAAUCUUCAGUUAUGGCAGCAGGUAAUCCUCCCAGAGUUCGCAUACUGGUUAUGCCUUCUGACAAUCUCUCUGCUGCUAUGGCAACCACUUUGUGUUUACACCUUACUGCGUGACAGUCACACCAUGCUGAAGAGCCCCCUUGCCAGUCAAUUGGGUUCUAGGGAGAUUGAUUCCAGAGCACUACAACUUGUUUAUCAGGAGGUCAAGCAACGGUGGCAAGGCGUGGAGCGGAGUAAUGCGCCGGGACUAAGUGACAAGCUCCCAUUGGUAUAUGGCCUGGGGUCAGUCUAUUCCUCCCCUAUUUUGAUCCUGAUUGGCUGCCUGGCAUUGCCACUGUUACUUUUGCUUGGCGAUGGAAUGGCAGGCUCUGUUGUACUCAUGCUGGGGCAGAUGGUAUUGUUCCUGGAAAUUGAUGCUUACGUUGCGGGACUCAGCCAAACCUCACAUGGUCCACUCAGUCCUGGCCCUUCUUGGAAUUGUGUGGCCGUGUGGAGCCUGCUCUCUAGUCAGUAUUUCUACUCGACUGGACACCAGGCCACUAUCCCUGGUAUACGAUUUGAAGCAGCAUUUGUUGGACUUCCUGGUGAUAUGAGCAACAUUGUAUUACCAGGUCUGCUCAUUUUCCUGAAUACCUUUGCGUCUCAUGUGCUCUUCGCUGUAUCUUUGCCUCUUCUGUUGUUAUGGCGACAAUUGACGAGCAGACUGCUGACCAAAACAGACGCCAAUGAUAAGGGCGAGUUCUCUCUCAGCGAUUAUCCACAAUUGUUCAGGGAACAGGUGUUUGCGCUUCUGCUGCGCUACACUUUCUUGAAUGGAGUUAAGGUCCUCGCGACAGCGUGCUCCGCUGCCCUUCAUCGUCGACACCUCAUGGAGAGUGCACACCCGGUAGGCCAACCCCUAACUUCGCCGGAAAUUUCACCUGAAGACCUCUGUGAAGAGCAGUCCCGCCCAGGGUAUCCCCAGUAGCAUAAGAGCGAAGGCGUUAGCGGCCGGAUAAAUGAAGCCGAGAAUAGUCCCCAUUACACCGAUAGUGGCCAUGAUGUACGCCAGUCGACACCUGUGAGAGAUAGAGUGUUAGUGGUAGGCGUAGCCAGCGGACAAUGAACACAAGAUCCGCAUCUAUGAUACCAUAAAGGGAAUUUUACAAAAGACAUAUGAAAAAAAUAUUGUUUCCACCCGAAGCAAAUAAAAGAAAUACCUGAGGCUUGCACCCCUGAAAACAGUUUUCUAGCUACGGCCCGUUUAGAAUUUGAAAGCAAUAAAUAAUCUAGAAAACGUUGGCUCGUAAGGCUUUUUUGCGAGCUCCAAAAAUUUAUACUCUCUCAAUUUAGAUUGAAAACUUGUGGUUGAGUGUUAGUUUUGAUUAAUAAGAUAAUAAAACUAGCAUUUUAUCACAA
Nematostella vectensis (starlet sea anemone) is the source of this 3896-nucleotide messenger RNA. Its product is annotated as GPI ethanolamine phosphate transferase 3. Gene Ontology annotation, cellular component: endoplasmic reticulum membrane. The transcript is spliced from 8 exons. Gene Ontology annotation, molecular function: mannose-ethanolamine phosphotransferase activity. Gene Ontology annotation, biological process: GPI anchor biosynthetic process. The record is from RefSeq and is a predicted model, not a curated record. The coding region runs from base 190 to 3465 and encodes 1091 amino acids. Lineage: Eukaryota; Metazoa; Cnidaria; Anthozoa; Actiniaria; Edwardsiidae.